AUGUACGGCUAUGGCUCAUACCACUCCUCGAACCACCGCUACGCUGCCUAUAAUGGCUACAACCACUAUCCCCCGCAGGCUGGUGAAUGGUACGGCGAUGACCCAGGGCCGAGCUCAUCCCAGCCCUCCGAAUUCUAUGGCUAUGAUUCGUACGCAUAUGAUCCGCAAUACUCGUCGCAGCACAACUACUACAAUGGGGGCUACCACGAGGCCGGCGCUCCGUCCGACCAAGGACGCUAUCCGAUGAACUCAGAUAGCUACGGGCCCUACCAGCAUACGUCCGUACGCGACAACAGGGCAUCCUCGAGACCGCCUCGGGCACCCAAAGCGAUGCGCGACCGCGGACGUGUCCAGAAAGACGAAGAGUACUCUGGCGACCGCGAAGUCACUCCCCCGCCCAUCCCGUCCCCAUCCCCCGAGUACCUCGCCCUAGCGGCCUCCGCACCCACACCGCUCGCCGACACCUCCUCCUCGCGCAAGCUGCUCAUCCUAGAUCUCAACGGCACGCUCGUCUUCCGUUCGCCACACGCCUCCCGCGCAAAGUACCGCCCCCAGGACAGAGGCGUCCCGCGCCUCCGCCCGACGUACCCUCGCCCAUAUAUGCGCGCGUUCUGCGAGUACCUGUUCGCGCUGGAGACGAAGAGGUGGCUGGACGUGAUGGUGUGGUCGUCCGCGCAGCCACACAGCGUCAACGACAUGGUGGACAAGUGCUUCGGCCCGUCGAGGCGCGAGCUGGUGGCGGUAUGGGCGAGGGACACGCUCGGGCUGUCGAAUGACCAUUAUCAUCGCAAGGUUCAGACAUUGAAAGACCUCUCCAGACCCUGGGCCACCCUCCCUGCCCUCCUCACACCACUUCCUCCUUCACCGUCAUCUUCCACUGCAUCGCUUCCCAGCUCGUCCCCACCAGGACGGCCCUCUUCGCCUGUCCGUUCUGCUGAGACCACUGCUCCGCAUGUGCACUCAGCACUCACGACGCUGCUGCUCGAUGACUCCCCGGCAAAGGCCGCUAUGCAGCCCUACAACCACUUCUGCAUACCAGAAUACGCCCAGCAGCAGCGUAACAAAGAUCUGGAGAACUUCCAGAAAGAACAGCAGUGGCUACUUGUCAAUGAGAGGAGGAAGAUGCCGCAAGGCGAGCAGGCGAAGGACGCGGGCAUGGCUCGAAUCGCCUCGCUGUUUCCGCCGCAAGAGAGCGGCGACGGCGACACCGAGCCUACUGCCAAGUCAAGAAAGCGCAAACGCAAGGGCAAAGAAAGCAGCCAACCCAACCCUGCCGCCAGUCCCGCAUCCGUAGCCUCAGAAGAAGACACCUUCUCCUCUGCCUCAUCUUCCGCCGCCUCCUCCCCGGCGCCCGCUCCCUCCUCGCCCACGAUACCGGGCCUGCCCACUCCCGCCCCCUCCUCUCCCCCCGAACCCAAGAAGAAAAGCCGCAAAGCCAAACGACGCAAACAGCUCGAAGAGCUUGUGCUCGCGCCCGAGGUCGAGCGGCCGGAGGUGUCGUACGACGAGACGCUCCUCGCGGUGGUCGGCGUCCUUGACGAGGUGAGGCGCCAGGCGAACGUCGCAGCGUGGGUCAGGGAGGGUGGCCUGUGGGGUCCGGGCGGUGUGCCGGAGCACUUGAGGCGGGCUGCUGAGGCGUCGGAGGAAGGGUCGGGGCCGAAGGUUCAAGGAGAAGAUGGCGAGGAGGUAGAGGAGGUGGCAGACGCACCGCAGGGAGAGAAGAGGAAACGUAAAUCGAGGCACAGGACGCUGCGCAAGCAGGCUGAAGCUGAAGCUACGCGGAAGGCUAUGGAGGGCGGCGCUGCCGCGGAGGCGGGGAACGACGAGGCGACGCGGACUGCAGCCCCCACUGACGCGAAGGGCACCAUUGACUCGGAUGUCGACGUCCUAGAAACACCAGCGUCGAUGUGGUUCGAGGACCCGGAGGUGCUGGGGUAUUGGGCGAGAAGGGGCAGGGAGGCCCUGCACGCGUUGGGUAUCUCUGUCGAACAUGGGAUGGAGGGGUAG
Messenger RNA from Rhodofomes roseus, 2007 nucleotides. RefSeq lists its product as uncharacterized. The record is from RefSeq and is a predicted model, not a curated record. The transcript is spliced from 2 exons. Gene Ontology annotation, molecular function: phosphoprotein phosphatase activity. Lineage: Eukaryota; Fungi; Basidiomycota; Agaricomycetes; Polyporales; Fomitopsidaceae. The coding region runs from base 1 to 2007 and encodes 668 amino acids.